AUGGUUAAAAUGGCGGGCGUCGAUGGCCAGUUCGGCCCCGGGAUGAGCGCGGCGGUAAGCAGCGGUUUGGCGGAGGAUGGCCAGUGGGCGGCCCGGGCUCGAUUUGGGGGCGGGGUGUGGACCGCGGAUGUGGAGGACGGGCUCCGAGCGGAAACACCAAGAACAGCACCCAAUUCAAGCCCAUCUCUUCUAACCCCUGUUAGAAGAGAGGCCGCCUCCGGGCCCCCCACCCCGCCCUCCAGAGCCGCGCCCCGCGCUCUGGCGGCAGGGGCGCCCGUGCCCAGGAAGGCCACCAUCACACACCCGGGGAAGGCGAUCCUGGCAGGCGACAUCGAAAUCUGCAUCACCUUCCCCACCGAGUACGUGAAGACGCAGCUGCAGCUGGACAAGCGCUUGCACCCGCCGCGCUACCAGGGCAUCGGGGACUGCGUGCAGCGGACGGUCCACAACCAUGGCGUCCCGGGCCUGUACCGCGGCCUCAUCUCCCUGCUUUACGGCUCCAUCCCGAAGGCGGCUGUCCGGCUCGGGAUGUUCGAGUUUCUCAGCAACCACAUGCGGGACGCCCAGGGACGGCUAGACAGCACGCGCGGGCUGCAGUGCGGCCUGGGUGCCGGUGUGGCAGAUGCCGUGGUGGUCGUGUGUCCCAUGGAGACCAUCAAGGUAAAGUUCAUCCAUGACCAGACCUCCCCCAGCCCCAAAUACAGAGGAUUCUUCCACGGGGUCAGGGAGAUCGUUUGGGAACGAGGGCUGAAGGGGACGUACCAGGGCCUCGUGGCCACCGUGCUGAAGCAGGGAUCCAACCAGGCCAUUCUCUUCUUCGUCGUGACCUCCUUGUGCAACUGGUACCAAGGGGACAACCCCAACAAGCCCAUGAACCCUCUGAUCACUGGUGUGUUUGGAGCCAUCACAGGCACAGCCAGUGUCCGUGGGAACACUCCUCUGGACAUGAUCAAGACCUGGAUGCAGGGCCUGGAGGCUCACAAGUACCGCAAAACGUGGGACCGCGGCCUGCAGAUCCUGAGGAACGAGGGGCCCAAGGCGUUCUACAAGGGCACCGUCCCCCGCCUGCGCCGGGUGUGCCUGGACGUGGCCAUCGUGUUCGUCAUCUACGACGAGGUGGUGAAGCUGCUCAACAAAGUGUGGAAGACGGACUGAGCCCCGGGGUCUGCGCAUGGGCUGCCCCCAGCGCCCCCUUCUCGCGAUUCCAGUGCAGUCGUGCCAAAAGGCCCCCUUCCCCUGUCCCUCGCAGUCCAUGGCCCAGGGCUGUCCCCUGUGGCCGUCGAGUCCAUGUGUCCCCUGUGGUCUGUAUGACACCACCAUGGUGUCCAUGUGUCCAGCUGAGACCGGGUGUUCCUCUGGCCUGUGAACCUGUGUGCACUUGUCCACGUGCUUACUCGUGUGCCUGUGUUUCAUGUUUCGUGUCCUGUGACCCUGUGCCCCACUUCCCGGGGUGCCCGUGUGGCCUGGGUCAUGGCCCCGUAGCCAUGGCCUGGCCCCAGCCCGGUGCCUUCCUCCCUGGGCAGCAGGGGCAUCGCCCCGGCCUACCACAGCUGCCUCCGGGCCUCAGCCUGGCCUCACUGCAUUCCAGGGGCUGCCUAUCCCCCCGCGUCUCCCGCCACUGGCCUUAACCAGCCCUUGGGCCCUCCCU
This is a messenger RNA of Balaenoptera musculus (blue whale), 1648 nucleotides long. Its product is annotated as tricarboxylate transport protein, mitochondrial-like. Gene Ontology annotation, biological process: mitochondrial citrate transmembrane transport. The record is from RefSeq and is a predicted model, not a curated record. NCBI's taxonomy places the organism in Eukaryota, Metazoa, Chordata, Mammalia, Artiodactyla, Balaenopteridae.